UCUGCGCCGGCCGGCACGCCAGAUGCACGCGUGUGACGCGAUCGCUUCUAACUUAUACGUGACACUACGAAUACAAAAACUUGUUUUCUAACAGAAAAUUAUCUGAAGUUAACAAAUAUAUUUUCUUUAACCACAUACUUUUGUUAUAAUAAAGUGAUCAUACUUAUCUGACAUAGUGAGUUGUUUAUUUUUUUGUGUUAACUGCAACGUGUUUGGUUCAACGGACUACGGAGGAGUGUAUUCGAAGAUAUGCCCUCGAACAAUGUUAUUGAUCAGACUCUCACAUAAUUAAAGUGUUCAGUGAUAAAUUACAGUUUCUGAAAAUGUAUCAAUUGAACGUUAGGACUAUGGGGGCCUCAGCAGUUGUGGUACGGUGGUUUAUUUACCUGCUCGUUGGACUAGGGUGGCAGGUUCGAUCACAAACUGUAGAACAACCAACUAUAGUGGACAAUUCCUAUAAUAUGUACUACGAGCAACCAUGCUGUACUGGAACAAUUACUAAAAAUAAAUACCACAUGAGACACAGGCGAGAUCACGUUCGGGAAUUCUCCUGUGGCACUCUCUACUACAGAACCUUCUUCGUUGACUCCAAACGAGAUGCACUCUACGUUGGCGCUAUGGACCGAUUAUAUCGGUUAAAUAUGAACAAUAUCAGCUCGUCACAUUGUGAAAGAGAUUCAAUAAACCUGGAACCAAGUAACGUAGCCCAAUGUGUAUCAAAAGGAAAGUCAGAGCACUUCGACUGCCGCAACCAUAUUCGAGUGAUCCAGCCAAUGGGUGACGGCGGGCGGCUGUAUGUAUGUGGCACUAACGCUCACAGCCCUAAGGACUGGGUGCUAUAUUCGAACCUGACACACCUGCCUCGUCACGAGUACGUGCCGGGCAUGGGUAUGGGUGUCGCCAAGUGUCCCUACGACCCGGCGGACAACUCCACAGCCCUUUGGGUGGAGAGAGGCAACCCUGGCAGCCUCCCGGCCCUGUACUCGGGGACAAACGCAGAGUUCACAAAAGCAGACACCGUCAUAUUCAGAACUGACCUGCACAACUUGACGACAGGAAGAAGAGAGUUUUCCUUCAAACGGACAUUAAAAUACGAUUCAAAAUGGCUUGACAAACCGAACUUCGUGGGAUCAUUCGAUGUCGGCGAGUAUGUUCUUUUCUUCUUCCGGGAAACAGCAGUGGAAUACAUCAAUUGUGGAAAGGCAGUAUACUCAAGAGUGGCAAGAGUAUGCAAACGAGAUACCGGUGGAAAAAAUAUACUCAGCCAAAACUGGGCUACAUACCUAAAAGCAAGACUGAACUGCAGUAUACCCGGAGAGUUUCCGUUUUACUUUAAUGAAAUACAAAGCAUCUACAAAAUACCGAGCGACGACAACCGUUUUUAUGGAGUAUUCACAACAGCCUCUACCGGUCUUAUGGGUUCUGCCAUUUGUACGUUUACCGUCAGUGACAUUCAGAAGGCAUUCGAGGGCAAGUUUAAAGAACAAGCCACUUCCAGUUCGGCCUGGCUUCCAGUCAUCAGCAGCAAAGUACCGGAGCCCAGACCUGGCACUUGUGUCAAUGACACGUCAUCACUACCAGACACAGUACUAAAUUUUAUUAGAUCUCAUCCACUAAUGGACAGCGCCGUCUCCCAUGAGAAUGAAAAGCCUAUUUACUACAAAAGAGAUCUGUUCUUCACCCGACUGGUGGUGGACAAAGUUAAAGUCGAUAUGCAGGGCCAUCAGCUUGACUACACUGUAUACUACGCCGGCACAAAUGAAGGGAAGAUUCACAAAAUUGUACAAUGGAUUCGGAACGGCGACAGUCAAUCAACUCUACUUGAUAUUUUCGACGUGACACCUGGUGAACCAAUUCAGGCGAUGGCUAUCUCCCGUACACACGGUUCCCUCUACGCAGCAUCAGACAAACGCGUACUACAGCUACGACUGGCUCUAUGUGCACGCCGCUACGAUGCGUGCGUAAGAUGUGCCCGAGACCCUUACUGUGGCUGGGAUCGAGAAGCCGGCGUUUGCCGAGAAUAUGCCCCUGGAUUAAUUCAAGACGUGGUGAAUGAAACUGCCGAUAUUUGCGAUUCGUCGAUUACCCGUAAAAGCGUUUCUGCUACAUGGGGACAAAGCCUCCAUCUCGGCAGUUUCGUGAAGAUGCCUGAGGUGUUACAUCCGAGAGCUGUUAUGUGGUAUCAUUACUCAAGAGACAAAGGAAAACAUGUCAUUACGUUUAACAAACCAGAGAAAUACAUAGAGACAUCUGAACAUGGCCUUCUAAUAAUAUCAGUGAAUGAAGGGGACGCAGGCAGAUAUGAUUGCUUCCUAGGAGGAUCCCUGCUCUGCUCUUAUAACAUUACAGUUGAUAUACACAGAUGUUCUCCUCCGGAGAAGAGCAAUGAAUACCAGAAAAUAUAUUCCAAUUGGUGUCAUGAAUUUGAAAAAUAUAAAAACGCGAUGAAAACUUGGGAGAGGAAACAAGAGCAGUGUGCAAGACAGAACGACUCAAAUCAGAAUUCGCAUCCGAACGAAAUAGUGUGAUAGCUUCUAAACAUCGCCUACCUCAUGUUUCAGUCGGUUAACUAUUACGCUGGUGCAAUACCGAUACCUUACGUGUCGGCCGGUCUCAAGUAUUUCAACAUAUUCUCAUAAUAAAUUCCGUCAGCAAGCAUCCGCUACAAAAUGCUAGUGAUCUAAGAGACUUCGGCGGCUAACGAACAAAGUGUGUUGAGCUGAAGUCUAGACCUACCUAAGCAAGUGUGAAAGCCCUAGAUUUUGUAAAGACAUUAAGAAAGUGCAGUGAAAACAGACUAUGCAUUGUUCCAACCACACUGGGAACAUGAGUUGGUGAUUAUAUUAGACACUCAAAAUUUUUAUGGACAUAUUAUUAAAAUUUAACUAUAGAGUAAAAUACGAGCGUUGUGCGUUGCUUUGUUGGAUAUGGAAUGUAAAAAGAUUUUAGGAAAAGUGAUUUUGAAAUUGUAAGUACGCUUUGUUUGUUGGUAUAAGGUAUAGAGAAAUUGUUAGGAUUAUUGAAUGGAAUUUUUGAUAUCGAAAUGAAAUGGUAAUGUAUUGUGUGUGCUCCUGGCACAAUUUUAAUUGGUUGUACCCGAUCGGUCGGUCCUGUCUGACGGAUUCUGACAUAUUGACGCUUGAGUUUUUUUAUUGUGGUUAGUGGGGUUGUAGUACCGACAUACCGGUGUCAAUUUUGCCUAACAUCGACCCGACCGACCGAGUGUCAAAUCGUGUCAUAUAAAUAGUUGAUUUCGAUACAUCGUCGUGACCAAAUCGUAGAAAAAAUGCCGAUUGUUACCUUAAAAGUAAUUAGUAAUAAUAUUAUUGGUUUUUUUAAUUUUUCAUGUUUACAUUUGUAUAGACACCGUAAUGUUAUACGCAAACAUUGAUAAUACAAAUACAGAACAACAGUAAUAGUUUAAUAUUUCAUGGAAUGUAAACGUUUUAUGAAAUUAUCGCAUUCUUUAUGCAUUGAUUUAUUCUACGAAUUUGUCAUGACAAGUACUGUUGCUUGUCCUUUGCAUUUAAUAGAAGUUUAAUUUAUUCCAUAAUACUCAAAUUAAUUUACUUUACGUACGCAUGAUUUAUAUGAACAUGAAUAAAUAUAACCCGUUAAAAAAAUAUUUACUAAUAUUAAUAUUUUGUUGCCAUUAGGUGUUAUUAACUAAUUUCAUAAAGAAGGAAGUUGAAUUACAUUGUAUUUUCAUAUGUAUAUAUUAUUUCAAGAAAGAAGUCGAUUGUUUAUAACAUCUCACAUUAUUUAUUACUUACCAGUUUGAACAUGUAGUCUGUGCAACAUAAUAUUUGUUUGUUAUUUAAUAAUAAUUAAAUGGUAUUGUAUUGUACUCUCGUACUAAUGAGUGGAGUACAAAGAUACGCAUUGCCGUGUAGCCAUACCGCGGUCGUAAUUUGAAAUCUCCGAGGGUUGUGGGAGGGUUUGCCUCAUUAUUUUUCCCCUAUUUGUGUAAAUAGUUACCUAAUUUUGUUCAACUGUAUCUACUAAUAUAAGUGUACGUAUAGGAUGCACGUCCCUAAUAGUAAUGAAUAUUAUUUAAGCCUGUGAUAUAUAAGAAAUUCGUUUAGGAAAUAUACUUUUUGGAAAUGUAACGUAACAAAAUUAUAGGUUAUUUCGAUUUUUUUAUAUGUAGUAUGUAAUGCACCUACUAUUUAAAAUUCGUGCGAUUGCUAGAUAAGCCGGAAUUUAGAACAAAAUUUACCAUAUAGCAAUAAUAACAAUGCUUUUAAUUUCAUCGUCUUAUCUCUAUGGAAAGAAUUACAGCUAUUGCCUUUCUAAUUGACGUCAGAAAUAUUAUGUUUAUAUUAGAGCAAGACAAGAGUCAAGUGGGAACACUAGGAGCAAUAAUAGCAACAGUCAAAAACAGUUAAGAAA
Molecule: messenger RNA, 4392 nt
Organism: Achroia grisella
Lineage: Eukaryota; Metazoa; Arthropoda; Insecta; Lepidoptera; Pyralidae
Gene: Sema2a
Product: semaphorin-2A
Exons: 16
Coding region: 324-2528 (734 amino acids)
Biological process (GO): positive regulation of cell migration; neural crest cell migration; negative chemotaxis
Molecular function (GO): semaphorin receptor binding; chemorepellent activity
Source: RefSeq, a predicted model, not a curated record